This is a messenger RNA of Carassius auratus (goldfish), 990 nucleotides long. RefSeq names its product mast cell protease 1A-like. The transcript has 4 exons. Gene Ontology annotation, molecular function: serine-type endopeptidase activity. Gene Ontology annotation, biological process: proteolysis. Bases 23 to 766 code for a protein of 247 amino acids. The record is from RefSeq and is a predicted model, not a curated record. NCBI's taxonomy places the organism in Eukaryota, Metazoa, Chordata, Actinopteri, Cypriniformes, Cyprinidae.
UCUUCUUUUUUCAUGUUUCUCCAUGCAUGAUGGUAUCGUUGGCGGUAAAGUCUCCGUUCCCUACAGUCGACCCUACAUGGUCUACAUUCGUGACAAGAUAUCAAAACAAACAUGUGGUGGUUUUUUGGUACGAGAGGAUUAUGUGAUGACAGCUGCCAGCUGUAAAAAAAGUAAUCUUAUGAUCUAUUUGGGGGUCAAUGAUACCAACUUUUUACCUGACGGUAUAGAGGUAGACCCCGUUCCACAUCCAGAAUUCAGUAUGAAGAGAAGAGGUCAUGACAUCAUGCUUCUGAAGCUUAAAACUCCAGCAACUUUGAACAAAAUUGUGAGUAUUAUCACUCUGCCAAAAAAUGAGAAUGAAGAAAUCUCAAAGAACUGCCUGUUCAUGGGUUGGGGUUGGAAGCAAUACCAUGACGAGUCUCCAUCAAAUGUGCUCAAAGAAACGAAUGUGACUCUGAUAGACUCUGAAAACUGUGGCACGGCUGACACUCUGUGCUCCAAGGGAUCAACUGGACCAGCAAUGGGAGACGCUGGGGGUCCACUUGUUUGUGGAGGUGUUGCACAGGGAAUUGUAUCAUUUUCUAAAAACAAGCCAAAUGCAAGCUACCUCAAAGGGUACAUUCACAUCUCCCAGUACCUUCCAUGGAUUCAAAGCAUCAUGAUGUCACCUACAACACCAGAAACGAUAGAUCAGGCCUACAUAUCAGGAACAUUUGUUCCAACCCCGGAUGACAAAUCCCAAAAUCCAUCAGUGUUUUGUCUGUAAACCUGACAACACAAAAUAGUCUAAAAUUUUUGUUUUCCUUCAUUUAGUACUCCAAACUAUAAGUCUUCUACCAGCAAAAGAGCCCCCCGAGGCAGUCAGAGAAGAGCACAAAGCAGGAGACAAAGACAGAUAAAUUAAGUUUAUUGUACAUGUUGCUUAAGUUUCCAUGCUCAAUUUGUCACAAGAAACCGUAAGGAAACUACUAUCGAACUACUAUUGUAAAC